Passer domesticus (house sparrow) is the source of this 2500-nucleotide messenger RNA. RefSeq names its product GRB2 related adaptor protein 2 (gene GRAP2). The transcript is spliced from 10 exons. Gene Ontology annotation, biological process: regulation of MAPK cascade; signal transduction. NCBI's taxonomy places the organism in Eukaryota, Metazoa, Chordata, Aves, Passeriformes, Passeridae. Gene Ontology annotation, molecular function: phosphotyrosine residue binding. Gene Ontology annotation, cellular component: plasma membrane; cytoplasm; nucleoplasm. Bases 523 to 1413 code for a protein of 296 amino acids. The record is from RefSeq and is a predicted model, not a curated record.
AGGCUUGCAGUAAAAGAGCUCACUAUGAAGUCCCAGAGCACUCACAUACCCAGGCACCUGUCACCUGAAGUGACAGUAACCACCCCCAGGCACGCCCCACACACAGGAAAGGUGGAGUCAGACCAGCACAAAGGGCUCCCCAUCACUCAGACAAGGCCCACCUGGAAACAGUAAUAAAGAGGGUCUGAGCUACCAGCCUCGAGGUGUUUGUGUUUAGUAGGUAGUGAAGGAACCUGAGGAGUAAAUUAAAGAAGGAAAGAUGUAGAGGAAGGGUUUCUCUGCCUUACAGUGUGCUUGGCUGGGCUAUCCUUUGGUGCUGCUAUCCUGUAUCUGUGCCAUCAGAGCAAAUAAGCCUCCUCUUUGUGGUGCUGCUGUAUUGCUUUCACCACAAGCACCAAAGGCUGUCAGAUGCUUUCCUUUGGGACUCAAUUCCAGCUGCAUGACCUAGGAUUACAGUUGCUAUGGCGAUAAGACAGUUUGUGAAGGAAGGAGUGAAAGAUUUGCUCUGCCCCAGGACACGGUAUGGAAGCCAUUGCCAAGUUUGAUUUCACGGCUUCUGGAGAAGACGAGUUGAGCUUCCAGGCUGGGGAUGUGUUGAAGGUUUUGAGCUCCCAGGAAGAGUGGUACAAGGCUGAGCUCCGAAGUCACGAGGGCUACGUUCCCAAGAACUUCAUUGAUUUCCAUGUUCCCCCCUGGUUUGAUGAGAAGAUAUCCCGCCACGAAGCAGAGAACCUUCUCAUGAGCAAAGGAGUUGGCUGCUUCAUCGUCCGAGCCAGUCAGAACUCUCAUGGUGACUUCUCCAUCUCUGUCAGGCAUGAAGGUGAUGUGCAACACUUCAAAGUGAUGAGGGAUUCAAAGGGUAGCUAUUACUUGUGGACAGAGAAAUUCCACUCUCUAAACAAGCUGGUGGACUACUACAAGACCACUUCCAUCUCCAGGCAGAAGCAGAUCUUCCUAAGGGACAACAGCCAAGAAGAAAAGGAGAGGCGUGGUGGGAGCCUGGAACGGGUAGGCCGGGAAGGAUUCCACAUGGGAGGAGCAGCUGGAGAAGAUCAUUCUUCUAUAUCCAAGAGAUAUGUAGAGCAUCCUGUUCCCAUACUGCAGCAGCAGCAGGAAAGGUAUGGUGGGAGUCUGGACAGGAAAGACAUGAUGCAUAGACCAAGGGACCAUGGCCAAGGAGGUGCAGGUGCUAUGCAACGGAGACACACAGACCCACUGCACCAGCAGAUGCCGCGAACGCUGUGGGUCCGUGCCCUUUAUGACUUUGAUGCUCUGGAGCACGAUGAGCUGGGCUUCCGCACUGGGGACAUCUUAGAGGUCCUGGACAGCUCCAACCCAUCCUGGUGGAAAGGACGCCUGCGUGGGGAACUGGGUCUCUUCCCUGCCAACUACGUCACACCGGUGCUGCUGUGAGGGCACAAUACGGCCCAGAGAGCUCUGCUGGACCUGCUCUUCUGACAUGACAGGGACAGAGAAGGAGUGCAUCUUCCCUUGACACCAGGACAUACAUUGGUUUUUGUUUUGUCUUAAUUUAUUGGCAAUAGAUCUUUUGAAAUGUUGGUAUGAAAGAGAACCCUUUGAGGAAGAAAUUUUUUACCCCUUUUUUUUACAGUCAUCAAGGGGAGGGAGCAAAAAUCUUGGACUGUUCAUUGAGACUGCUGGGUCGUCCCUGCCCUGUCACCUCUUUGGCCAACUAUUGAUAAGCUCCUGCAAUUAGGUUUAUUCUGUGGAAAUGCCCCUCAGGAAAGUCAGGCUUCAGGUUAACUUCAGGUUCAGUAUUCAGGUAGCCCUAUCCUUUCAUUUUGGAUUUGGUAGCAGUCAUAGUCUCUUCAGGCUCCAUUCCACCUUUCUGUCAGAGGCAGGAGGGAUGCCCAUAUGAAUUAAAUGGUCCUUGGAAAACACAUUUAUCCUUCAGGUAGGGCUUUAGGUUGAGGUUGAGACAAUCUCGGCUUUUCUUAAUAGUUUCUGGUUGUCUUGUAGUUUAAUUAUUUUCUUAAUAGUUUCUGGCUUACCCAUCUCACACUGUGUGUGUGGACUGUAUGGAUAUACCAGGUGAAAGGAAGGAACCCUGGAAGCUUUUGUACAAACAUGCAAGUGGUGAAGGUAUGGGAGGGCAAGAAGCUUUCUUUGCUUCUUCUCAUAGACCUGCUCUUCUUUCUGUACCCCCUAACAACUUACCCAUUUUCAAGCUGCUCUCUUAGGUACCUACUUCAGCAAGGUAGCCUGGUUAGAGCAGAUCAGGCCCUUCAGCUAAAUCAGUAUCCAUUGAUUGGAUAACAAUUAAUAUCCCUCACUGGUUCCUUUUGUAGAACUGAGCUGGGGAGGGAUUGGAGAGGUUUCUCUGGUUUGGUGGCAGAAGUUCUUUCCUAGGAACUUGCUGUGCUGAGGAUCACCAUGUACACAACUCUGGCUUACUGGAGAAAUGUCUCAGACAUGUCUUAACAACAGGUUAAGCUGUUGUUUUGCAGUAGGCAGAGAAUAAAGCUGUAGCCAUCUAAUA